AUGGGUGCCGCUAUGCUGUCUGCGUUCACCUUCACCCAGACGCGUACAUCGCUCACCGAGGUAAGUUGCAGUUAAUCCUUUUGUUCCCUGCUCUGCCGCUUUGUCUCACGCCUUUGCGUUGGCAUGCAAACUCCUGGUUGAAAUUCGCGCAAUUUCAAGUUUCCAGUUUGCAGUGGGAACGCAAAAAAGUCAUCUUUAACCUUCUGUAUUAUUGUCGUUUAUGCAACUUCAGCUCCUGCUCACGGCCCUCUCCAUAAUGCAAUCAGCUGGACCGGGAAGCUCUGCGAACAAGUUACCCACCAGCCAACUCCUGCUCAUUCUGUCCGACGGUGUAUUCUCCGAGGACCCACAAAGCGCCACGCUGCAGGCUGCAGUACGGAUGGCCCGUGAUGCGCAUCUCUUCGUUGUCUGCAUAAUCAUUGACGAUGCCAGGAAGAAGGUACGAGCACGCAUGCUUUUGUGCCGUAUUUUUUUCUGUUGGGAUCGGAUGGUGACUUAAGGAGAGCUGGUUUGUAAUUACUGGAUGACCUGAAUGCCCUGUUUUUGUCUUCUCUUUUUGUGGGGCUUAAGUUGGGCGCUGUCAGUCAACCCUCUCCAGGUUCACCUGCAGGGCUAUGAAAGCGGGCGUAUUAAUGCAGUUGGGACAGCACCUGUGGGCCAGAGUUUUACAGCUGCUGCAUCACCUGCCCCAUACCUUGCCUCGAAGCCACAAACACCGCACGGGUCUUCGGAAUUCCGGACCUCUGCGUGAUGUACUGAAGGGGUUUUGCCACUUUCAGAUACUCGAUGUCUUUCGGGUUAGAUUAGGCGCGCACGCUCCCAUCUGGGUGCCGAAUGCGCUGGUGAGAUUAGCAUCCGCAAGUGCGUGCUUACUGCAGUCCUGCUGGCCUUUUAAGUGUUAUCCGUUAGAGUCAAUAAUUUUACCUUUGCGUCGAUAUCAUGCGGCUGGCAGCCCACCUGCCUCCCCCCGUUCCCUCCUCCCUCACGUAUCUGCACCCCUUUCAGCACUCAAUAUUUGAUCUUCGGAGGUAUGCCGGUCCUGGCCGCCUGUUGCCAUACAUGGACGUCUUUCCCCUGCCCUACUACCUCGUUCUGCGCGACGUGACUGCCCUGCCUCAACUACUCGCGGACGCUUUACGCCAGUGGUUCGAACUGGCGUCAGCCUCCUAA
This is a messenger RNA of Spirometra erinaceieuropaei, 1170 nucleotides long. The record is from the annotation of a GenBank genome assembly. NCBI's taxonomy places the organism in Eukaryota, Metazoa, Platyhelminthes, Cestoda, Diphyllobothriidea, Diphyllobothriidae.